This is a messenger RNA of Fusarium coffeatum, 774 nucleotides long. RefSeq lists its product as uncharacterized. The transcript has a single exon. Bases 1 to 774 code for a protein of 257 amino acids. The record is from RefSeq and is a predicted model, not a curated record. NCBI's taxonomy places the organism in Eukaryota, Fungi, Ascomycota, Sordariomycetes, Hypocreales, Nectriaceae.
AUGCCUUCAGUCAAUACUUUCAUCACUGCCCUUGUGGCUGGUCUUGCUAUCGGAGCUCAAGCUGGUCCUUGCAGACCUCAUCCUCCUUCAAGCUCCAUUGUUCAGUCCCAAGUGACAACUACGGCAUAUGCUCAGUCCAGUACCGAGACCUCAGCCGCAUACUCGGAUGUUGUGAGGAAGUCCGAGACAGAGGCUUCUAUUUCCACUACCGCUGUGGAAGUCACCAGCUCCGAAAAGGCUGAGACCACGCCUAUCACCACUGACGAGGAGGCUACUACAACUGGCUCCCCUGCUACCGAGUCCACUUCCAUCGCUUCCGAUUCUCUCACCACCGAAACUACCAUCGAAUCCUCUCAGGAGACUACAUCCUCUGUACCCACCACCACCCAAGAGCCUGGUACUACUCUCCACACCACUACUUCGGUUCCCUCAACUUCCUCAGACGCCGAAGCUGCUCCCACAACCACAUCCUCUGAACCUACCACCACAUCCGCGUCUGCUAUCUCUGGUUGUCCUGCCAGGUCUAGCCUUACCUGCGGCUUGACAGGUCAGCUCAGCACUAGCAGUGACAACCUCAUCGAUAUGCUUGGAGGCUUAGAUCUCGAGGAAUGCAAGGCUGCUUGUUCAGAUGACGAGGACUGCAAGGCCAUGGGUAUCACUGGUGCUGGCCAGUGCGAGCUCUAUGAUGAUAGCAUCUCGGCCUUGGGUUUCGAAGCUGAGGAUAACUGGUUCUCCGUUUACGAUGCUUGCUGUUUUGAGGAGGAAGGCCAGUAA